Messenger RNA from Alnus glutinosa, 1801 nucleotides. RefSeq lists its product as uncharacterized. The record is from RefSeq and is a predicted model, not a curated record. The transcript has a single exon. NCBI's taxonomy places the organism in Eukaryota, Viridiplantae, Streptophyta, Magnoliopsida, Fagales, Betulaceae. Bases 143 to 1735 code for a protein of 530 amino acids.
GUAUCGCUUCCAAGUUGGCAAACCUCCCAUCACUCAUUCUCUCCAUAAAAGCCCCCAUGAAUCUUUCUUCACACUUAUCUCUUCACAUUUUCCCUGCGCCCAAACAACAAAACAAGACCUAUAUACUAAUUAAUCAAACAGAAUGUUGGAUAUUUGGUCAUGGAUAGAUGAGCUCCCCAACUCGGACGAGUGGGACAAGUCUGACUCACCACCAGUCCUUGAACUCGCGAGUUCCGGACCUAGUCAGGAGAGCUCGACUCGGUCGAUCCAGCUCAUGGCCGAGCGCACCUCCUUGUCCGACACGGACGCGUCGGUGACAUUCACCGUAUGCUUACAGGGCUUUGACCUUAACAACGCCCAGGCGACUCUCUGGGUCUCUGACUCGUGCACUCUCUCCUCACGGACCUCACCCAAACCCUUCCUCCCGCUGCUACUCCAGCUCCUCCAAGAGAUCAUAUCCCGCUCACCCACGGCGCACAAUAGCACUUGCCCCAGGUCACAGCUCCAGAAGCUAAAACCCGACCCGGUUUCGUGGAUUAUGGACUCUCACUCGCUAGAGUCGCUAUCCAGGUUCUUCAACCUCGUCUUCCUCACUCGCCUGUUCUGGCUGUGUGCAUGCGACGCUCCCAGCGAAGUGGGCUCGUUCUACUUCCAUUCCUUGCUGGCUCCAAACAUCGAAGCCUUGUCGUGCAAGGACGUGCCGGUUCUGAGAACGUUUUUAGUCACGGUGGGUGUGGAUGCCGAGCUGUGCUUUAUGCGCGCCCUUGGGUACAUGUUAGCAAAAUGGUUGAUUUUGAACGAGAUGCGCGUGGGAUUACAAACGUUAACACCAGCUCAGAACUUCGGGUUCUCUUACGCUACGGAGGCUCAUGGGUUCUGGGUGUUGAAGGGUUACUCGCCGGUGCUGGGGAUGAGACUCACGCGCUCCAACUGCCAGAGUAUUCAUCUUCCUGCUAUUGAACUGAAGGACUCUGUGCUAAGAUACGCCCUGGCGCACCAGCAGUUAGAGGCCGUUAUUCAGUUUGAAUAUUCAGUUGGAUUCUACGACGGGUUUCUUCAGGUGAACGCACGUGUCGAUAACAUGAGACUCCACGUGGCGAAGUUGGGUUUCAACGAAAGCGAUGACGUGGACUUCGCCGACGAGAGGCACUUCCCGUCGAGGGUUCGGGUUUGGAUCGGGCCGGAAGUCGGGGCGACAUACGUGGCCGGAGUGAGCUUGGGUCGAUCCACGAACAAUGAGGAGAAAGAAGUGGAAGUGCAAAAGACAGUGAAGGGUAGUUUCAGAAAAUCGAAGGCUCCGAGGGUGAAAGCCGCGGCGAGGACUUCGACGAGGACGAAGACGAGGAAUUGGAGGUGGGAGCAGGACACGGAGGGAAACGCAGCAAUUUUCGAUGCUGUUUUUCACGACAACGUGACGGGCCUCGAAGUUGCCACGUGGAAGCCAGUUACUGGUGGUGGUAAACUGGGACACGGUUCUGAGAACCGGUAUAUCGGGUCGAGCAGACCGCUUACGAAAACCGGGGGGUUGGUUUUUGCCGGAGAUGAGUACGGAGAGGGAGUGGGUUGGAGGUUGAGCAAAGAGAUGGAAGGGAGCGUGUUGAAGUGGAGGAUAGGAGGGCAGGUUUGGGUGAGUUAUUUCCCUAACGAGGUGAAGAGUUCAUAUUUUGAGACAAGGUGUGUGGAGUGGUGUGAUGAGGUUGAUUUGCCUUUGAUUCCUGGUAAAUUGUGUGUGUAACUGUAACUAUAAGAAAGUCUAGCUAUAAUGUCAAUAAAUUUGAGGUUUUAUAUGUUUUAGUUUUAA